Molecule: messenger RNA, 2318 nt
Organism: Anopheles nili
Lineage: Eukaryota; Metazoa; Arthropoda; Insecta; Diptera; Culicidae
Product: NHL repeat-containing protein 2
Exons: 2
Coding region: 16-1983 (655 amino acids)
Molecular function (GO): protein binding
Source: RefSeq, a predicted model, not a curated record
UGCUGCAUCAACUGCAUGCACAUUCUACCGAACCUGAAGCGGCUGGAGCAUAUGUACCCGAUCGAGGAGGGGCUGACCGUGAUCGGGGUGCACAGCGCGAAGUUCCGCAACGAGAAGGACUCCAACAACAUCCGCGCUGCGGUCGAGCGAUAUGAAAUUUCACACCCCGUCGUGAACGACAAUGUGUCGGCAAUGUGGCGCAAACUGCGGGUCCAGUGUUGGCCCACGCUGAUGAUCCUCGGGCCGCGUGCCAACCCACUGUUCGUGAUAAUGGGCGAGGGAAACUUCGAGGAUCUUAAGCUGUACAUCAGCAGUGCGAUUCGGUUCUACAAGGAUAAGGGUGAAAUUCAGCGCCACUCGCUACCGAUCAAUCUGUCGCAAACGGCGGCGAUGGCGUCCAACAUGAAGUUCCCCGGCAAAAUCGCCCGUUCGGUGACUUCCGAUGGCAGCGAGGAUCAGCUUUAUGCCGUAUCGGAUUCGGGCAACCAUCGAAUACUCAUCAUUGACGCUGCUGGCAGCGUGCUGCAUAAGAUUGGUGGCAAGCAGAGCGGAUUCGUUGAUGGCAACUUCGCAAAGGCUCGCUUCAAUGCGCCACAAGGCGUCGCGUUUCAGGGAUCGGAUGUGGUGUUCGUAGCGGACAACGAAAACCACGCUAUCCGGAGGAUUGAUCUGAAGACGCGAUCCGUCAGCACCGUCGCAGGGAAUGGAACUCAGGGCAACGAUCGUACGGGUGGCAAGGGAGGACGCGAACAGUUACUGUCCUCACCGUGGGACGUGGCGGUAUAUUCGACACGGGAUUUGGAUAUGUCCUUCCACGCUGACGAUUCGAGAGCACCGUCGAAGGACGUGUUGCUGGUGGCUAUGGCAGGGAUUCACCAGAUUUGGGCCGUCUUUCUGGAGGACACGAUCUGGUGGAAACUUAAGAAAUACAGUGCCGGCACGUGCUGGGCGAUUGCGGGAAGCGGUCACGAGCAAAAUCGCAACACUUCGUACCCGCACAGUGCCGCCUUUGCGCAACCUUCGGGACUCGCAAUCAACCGUGAAGCAAAAGAGAUGUAUCUGGCGGACAGCGAGAGUUCGGCGAUCAGAAAAAUCUCGCUCCACGAUGGAAAGGUUAUGGCCGUUGCCGGUGGAGAUCGUAACCCUCUGGACCUCUUUGCGUUUGGAGAUGUGGAUGGGAAGCAGUACGCGGCCAAGUUUCAGCAUCCGCUAGGUGUCGCGUACAAUUCGCAGGACGGUUGCGUUUACCUUGCUGAUACGUACAAUCACAAGAUAAAGAAAAUCGACGUCAGCACGAACAGCGCAACGACGUGCGAGUUUCGGGAGGCAAAUGGGGCAAUCAAGCGCUUUAACGAACCGGCAGGUCUCUGUUUCGAUGCUUCCGGCCAGCUGUUGUACAUCGCCGACACCAACAACCACGAGCUUCUGGUUGCUAAUCUCGCCGACGGCAGCAUCCGUCCGUUGAAGCUUAACUUCCGCGUACCGGAAGAGCUCGACAGUACGCUGGACGGCGGCAAACCAACCACCAUCACUCUUAAACCGGCCCAUCCGAUCAAGCUACCCUCCGGUGCUUCCAGCAGUUCACUAUGUGUGACGCUUAAUCUAAACUUCCUCGAACCGACUACCAAGCUUACGGAUGGUGCUCCGCAACGCUGGUCCCUUGAACUACCCUCGACGGAGUGGCACUGCGAACCUAAAAACGGUACGGUUGAUGGUUCUUCCCUUGAGCUACGUAUAACAUCCCCGGAACGGGUAAUAUCCCCAUCGAAUGAGAAUGGAAACAACGACGAAGACGACCAGAUAAUGGUCAACUUUAAGCUAAACCUCUGCGAAGGAGACAUCUGUUUUCCGAAGGAAUUCAGCGUCCAGUUAGAACUCCGGUACGGUUCUGUCGAGGGUUUUGUAACCGGAGAUCACUAUGACGCACAGGAAACGUACGAGCUGCAAUUAUCGCGAGCAAAAGUACAGCUACACCAAGUCUAGUACCAACGCGCACUCACAGAAACUCACGAUCAUGAACGCAUUUUAGUGUUAUAUAUAAAUACGCAUUAUUGUUUUUUAACCGCUAACACAGCAUCGCUGUUGGUUGACGCUAGCGAUUUGUUACUUCUUUUAGAAUCCGUUGUUAGUUUGUGCUUUUUGAUUUGGAUCUGUCGCCGAAUCAGCAAUACUACUCUACUUUAGGCAGACAUUUUACCGUCGCUUGCAUACAUAUCUCCCGUUCCUGUCGCAUCCCACAGGAUGCGGUGACGAGAAUGAGGCGCGUUCCUUUUUACGAACGACAAUCCUCAAGAGCAGUCACGUUUUUAAUCAUUUUA